Molecule: messenger RNA, 1956 nt
Organism: Humulus lupulus (European hop)
Lineage: Eukaryota; Viridiplantae; Streptophyta; Magnoliopsida; Rosales; Cannabaceae
Product: AAA-ATPase ASD, mitochondrial-like
Exons: 1
Coding region: 225-1778 (517 amino acids)
Molecular function (GO): ATP binding; ATP hydrolysis activity
Source: RefSeq, a predicted model, not a curated record
AAAAUUAUCCGUACAGAGAUCACCUACGGCACAGUACUUUUGGUUUGCUCUUUCCUCUUUUAUUUUUGAUUCGCCUAUAAACACCCGCACAUCCUCCUUUCAUUUUCUCCAACUUUGAAACCGCCAUGAAAAUAAAAGCUUCGCUUUCAGCUUAACAAGAAGGAAAACAAAUAUAUAUACCAAAACCCAGAUACUAAAAGCAAAAUCUCCUCAAACCCAGAAAAAUGGCGCCGGCGACAAUGGCGGAGAUGUGGACCACGAUGGGUUCCACCCUAGCCAGCUUCAUGUUCAUCUGGGCAAUCGUUCGCCAGUACUGCCCGUACGAAAUCCAACGAUUCCUUGAGAAAUGUAGUCACCGAGUCAUGGGCUACUUCUACCCUUACAUCAAAAUCUCGUUCCACGAGUUCACCGGCGACCGACUCAAGCGGAGCGAGGCUUAUUCCGCCAUUGAAGCUUACCUGAGCUCCAACACAUCCAAAAGCGCCAAGCGACUGAAGGCGGAGAUGGGAAAAGAAAGCACUAGCCUCGUGCUGAGUAUGGACGAGUACGAGCGAGUCACGGACGAGUUCAAGGGAGCUAAGGUUUGGUGGGUGUUGAGCAAAACGGUGUCUCCGAUGAGGACAGUAAUGUCUAUGUCGUAUUAUCCAGAACAGGAGAAGCGUUUCUACAAGGUGAGCUUUCACAAAAGGUACAGAGAUAUAAUUACUGACUCUUAUUUGGAGCAUGUGAUCAGAGAAGGUAAAGAGAUUAGGGUCAAAAAUAGACAAAGGAAGCUUUAUACUAAUAGUCCUGGUUAUAAAUGGCCAAGUUAUAAGCAAACUAUGUGGAGUCAUAUUGUGUUUGAGCACCCUGCAACUUUUGAGAGCAUGGCAUUGGAGCCAGAGAAGAAGAAGGAGAUUAUUGACGAUCUGCUGACUUUUAGUCAAAGCAAAGAUUUCUAUGCUAGGAUUGGGAAGGCUUGGAAAAGAGGGUUUUUGCUUUAUGGUCCUCCUGGGACAGGGAAGUCAACUAUGAUUGCUGCCAUGGCCAAUUUGUUGAAUUAUGAUGUCUAUGAUCUUGAGUUGACUGCUGUGAAGGAUAACACUGAGCUUAGGAAGCUUUUGAUUGAGACUACUAGUAAGUCUAUAAUAGUGAUUGAGGAUAUUGAUUGUUCUCUUGAUCUUACUGGUCAGAGAAAGAAGAAAGAUGAGAAGGUUUCAGGGGAAGAUGAGAUCAAGUUGGGAAGUAAAGAAGCUAAUAAGGAUCAAGAAGGGAAUAAUAAUAAUAACAAUGGUGGUAAUAGUAAUAGUAGUAGUAAAGUUACUCUUUCUGGGCUUUUGAAUUUCAUUGAUGGACUUUGGUCAGCUUGUGGGGGUGAGAGGUUGGUUGUUUUUACUACUAAUUAUGUAGAGAAGUUGGACCCAGCUUUGAUAAGGAGGGGUAGGAUGGACAAGCAUAUUGAGCUUUCUUAUUGUAGCUUUGAAGGGUUCAAAGUUCUUGCUAAGAACUAUUUGAAACUUGAAAACCAUCAAUUGUUUGAUAAAAUUCAGAGUUUGAUUAGUGAAACAAAGAUUACUCCAGCUGAUGUUGCUGAGAAUCUCAUGCCAAAAUCGCCAACUGAUGAUCCCAAGAGAUGUCUUUGUUACUUGAUUCAAGCUCUUGAGGAGGCCAAGGAAGAAGAGGAAAUUGCAGCCACAGAAGAAGCUAAGAAGAGAGCUCAGGAGGAUUUGAAAGAAAGUGAAGCAAUCAAGGAAGAAGAGGCACAAGCUCAAUUGAAGGGUAGUAAACACAUUGAGUAACCAGGGUAACAUACUAAGAAUUUAAGGCUUCUUGUAUGUAAUGUAGAGGAAUAGUCUUAUUAUUAAGAGAAUUUUCUUAGAGUUGGUCAUCUAUGGUACUUUGCUAUGGAAACGGAUAUGUUUUGUUAUUAAUCUUGAAUAUCCUUAUAACUAGAAUAAAAUAAUUCUCUUCGUACUA